Messenger RNA from Liolophura sinensis, 4341 nucleotides. RefSeq names its product nuclear pore complex protein Nup160-like. Gene Ontology annotation, cellular component: nuclear pore. Gene Ontology annotation, molecular function: structural constituent of nuclear pore; protein binding. NCBI's taxonomy places the organism in Eukaryota, Metazoa, Mollusca, Polyplacophora, Chitonida, Chitonidae. The record is from RefSeq and is a predicted model, not a curated record. The coding region runs from base 9 to 4295 and encodes 1428 amino acids. The transcript is spliced from 33 exons.
CGGCCGGCAUGAGUUGCAGGUGUUUUCGUGAGGUCACCGUUACUCCCUCAGUUUCUCCUCGAUGGAGGGACAUAAACGCCAACACAGGGGGCUCUGUGAGCACAUUGCAGGAUAUAAAGGUCCCUGACACUUCUGGAGGCUAUGCUUACAGAGACAGCAGUUGUGCAGGCUCUCCUACCAGAAACAGAUUCCUGUAUUGGAGGACAUCCAAUGAUGUGUUAGAGCUUGUGGAGGAGUCCUUAGACUUGAACCUGUCUCUAAACCAUGUGAGGUGUCGCUUCCAGGAUACCCCAAUCUUGGGCGGAAUCACAGUUCACGAGCAGCAUGGAAAUGUUGUGCUUCUACUGGUUACAGUGGCCAGUGUGCACAGGCUUAUCUUUCCCCACCCAAGCAAACUACAGAGAUUUGACCAGGGGUUGGGGAUGUCCAGUGAUGUGUCUAUGAACUCUAUCCUGGCUGAUGCCUCAGUCUCUACUGUGUGUAACCCCAAAGACUCGCACAUGCUGGGCUCUGUGACAGGCUCCUCCCAGCUGUCCCAUGCUGCCGCCACCUGGCUGACCUCCGAGGGAGAGGCCCUCUUUGUGUACGUCUCUCAUACAGGCAGCAUAGUGGUCAUCAAAAUGCCUCCACACAAUAUACAAGGUGUGGUUAUUCAGUACGAGCUCACAAGAUCCACCAUGAUGCAGAGAUUCUGGACAGGACUUGUACCCGCUUCUAUCAGGGGUGACCAGGACUCCCCUGAUACGCCCUACAGUCUAUGUCUUCAUCCCCUGGGUCAGGACAUCCAUAUCUUCUCCAUCUGUCGUGAUCACAAGAUACGUAUGUGGUCUACCAAGAACCAAGAGUGUGUUUCAGUGUGUGACAUGUUGGAGUGGACAACAUACAGCCAUCAGUCACAAAAGGCCAGUGUCAGUGGGACAGGUCACCAGAUCAAGAAGCUAGUUGAUCACGAGACUGGCACCUUCAGACUGGCCAUAUACUUGGGCUUUAAGGAGCAGCCCAUGUUUUGUUUAUUAGAGCCUCAUAUCAAAGAUGGCCGAUACCACUUGGAUCACGUCUGCUCCAUCAGUGCACCAAGUGAAGACCUCAUAGACUAUCAUGUGACACCAUCAUUGCUGUGGUCUCUCUGGACUGAUACUGAAGGAGAAAUGAUUGCCAGGGUAGCCUCAUUACACAGUGAGCCUGCAAGGGGAGAUAACUGGAUGCCUGUCUUGUUAGAUCCUCCAGCCACAGCUGAUAUUCUCAUCCCUGCUCACAAGGACCCCAGGGAAGUAUACAUGGAUCUCAUCUUCCAGCCAGGACAGUUCAGCACACAGGAUAUUCAGAAAGCCCUCAAUAUCUACCGUCGAACAUUGGAUUCCACAGUAACUGAUCAUCACAUUGGCAUACCUACACUGAAGGAGGAGGUGUCAGCUGCUGUGGAAACAGAGAUCCAGACUGUGGCAGGGGAGUAUGAGCUUCCAGAGGAAGAGUACUAUCAGCUACAGUUAGAACAGUGGGCCAAGUUCUACUCCUGCUGCAUUCAGUAUCAUGAGGUGGGGACAAAGAGCAAGGGGAUAUUUGCUGACAGUAACACGGGCAUGGUGGGAAUUAUCAGGAAGGGUGGGUUGACCUACAUCCGACCAUGUGACCCAGUAGAGCAGGUGUCUCUUGUCCCCACGGAGCAGAUUUCACCCACCUACCUGGCUGACAUGCAGAUAUUUGGGGAAGAUAUUGUCCUAUGUGAGGAUAUCAUUCACUUGUUAGAGUGCCUCAAUCUGAUUGGCCAUCACCUGUCAGAUGACCUGGCUGCGACCUUUGACCAGGAACUCUAUCAGCUGCGACCUCCAGAUAUGAUUGCCCACCAGUUGCUGGAUGAGAUCCUCUCUCUGCCAAUACAACAAGACAACACAGAGCUCAGCAAGCAGCUGGAGUAUCACCUGCAGUGUAUUAAAAAGCUCCACAACACUCUGCACACUUUUCAGAUUUUGCUUGACCUUACCAGAGGUCAAGGGGAGGACUUUGGAAUUGAAGACUCCAGUUUGGAUGCCACCAGUCAGUUGACGUGUGGUCAUCUGUUUGCCAGCUCCUUGGCCACAGGUGUUCUCUCUGUAUACCUGCGUCAGAUGACAGAAACACGCCUCUCUGUCGCUAGAGAUCUCCUCCUCUUGCAGCUUUUCAUUCUGAGACUCAAAGAAAAGGCAGGAUUUUCUCCUGAGACAGCCGAAUCCGUACAGUCAGAUUCCAUCCCAAAGACCUGCAUCCUAAUCAGGUCCUACUUUAUCCUACAGUGGCUGACACACACAGUUAUCUCCCCUACUGCUCCGAAUUCUCUGGAGUUCAAUAUGAGACAGUUGGCAGCAUUAGACAUCAACGACACUGCCGGUGUGACAGUUAUCCAGCAAUCAGGCCAUCAGAAUAUGACUUUGGCUGACCUGUUUAUUCAGGGCAUAGGGGGCUCCAAUGCCCGCAUAUUACUGGCCCAGAAUAGCUUCCUGGAUGAGGAUCCAUGUAGAACAUGGUCACAAACACUCCAGCCUCUGGUCACCAUCCUGGCCCAGCUUCUCUGGCCCUACAGUAUCAACUUCCUGUUCCCAGAGUUUCUGAUGGGUCAAUGUCAGUAUCUACAUCUUCAGGAGUACAUCCGUCUGCUGGCUGGCUGGUGUGAGUGGAACGAAGCCUCCAGAAAGUUCCUGCUAGGACAGUGUUAUCUCAACUUUAAUGAGCCCUACAAAGCUGUGGAUUCAUUUAUUGAUGGUGAGAAAGGAGUCGCUGGGGAUGAAUUUCUCCUGUCCAAAUUGCUACAGACCGAUGAAACAGACAUCCACAAGCUCGAAGUCCUCUAUUAUCUCAAGGUGAUCAAGUUGUACGAGCAGUUUUGUAUUCCGGAUUUGAUCGUGACUCUUGCCGACACAGCUAUCAGUAAAGCAGAUGAUGACGACCCAAAUCUGCCCACCCUGUGGUCCAAAGUGUUCAAGUACCAGUUAGAGAUGAGUCACAAUGAUGAGGCUUACUCUGCCAUGGUAUCUAAUCCUGACUGCUCAAGACGCACGGAUUGCCUGCGCCAGUUUCUGGUGGUGCUGAUUGACAGAGGUGAACUACAGACGCUUGUACAGUAUCAGUACAUUGAUCUUCAUGAUGAGGUUGUGUCCAUCUUGGAGAGCAGAGCGCGAUCAGUGGAUCUUGCGACUCACAACUAUUACGACCUUCUGUAUUCAUUUCAUAUCUACAGAGGAAAUUAUCGUAAAGCUGGUAGUGUUAUGUAUGAGUACGGGAGGAGGCUUGGCCAAGAGUUACCUAACCUGAAAGGAUUACAACGACAAGCAAAGUGUUAUCUGGCUGCACUCAAUGCCUUGAGAUUGGUAGAUCCCAAAUAUGCUUGGAUUGUCAAACCAUUACCACAGCCAAGACUUCAGGAUAGCAGAGAUCUUCCAGACACAUCACCGAAACAUACCUGGGACGGGGAAGAGAAGCCAAACUUCAGCCAGAAGAUUGAACUGUUGGAGUUAGCUGACAUUGACAAGGAGUACCUGUUGGUGAAUGCCCGUUUACGCCUUAUACAGAAAGACCCGGACCCCUCCCACGUUACAGGUCCCACAAGUGGCCCGGUGGAAAUGGUGGGUUUACUGGUGAAUAACGGGCUGUACGACCAAGCUGUGGUUGUCAGUAAGACCUUUGAGUUACCCCUGGCUCCAGUGAUGGAAGGAUUGGCCAUGAGGUGUUUACAGUUAGCGCAGAACAGUAACUACCACAUGCAGGGUGAUAAUGACUACACUGCCCAAGCCUGGGAUUGGUUAGCAGAGAAUGAAACAGAGAUGUGUUAUUCAACAAAGGAGGCUUCCAGCUCAGCUGACCAGGCCUGGAGAUUGCUGCAGUUCUAUCUGGAGCAGUAUGACGAUGCAAAUGGACAGUUCCACAGAACUGUUGCUGUCAAACUGCUCUCACAUGGCUUCAGCCUGCCCAGCUGGUUUAUGGCUUCAUAUAAGACACGGAAUGCAGCUGAACUGCUGAGACUGUUAAUAGACUAUGAUUUGCUGGAACAAGCUGGCAGUUUGGCUCUUGAAUAUAUAGAGGCCAUGAGGGAUGUGACAAGGGGCCAAGACAGGGAAGUCUUCAACCUCAAGGGCUUAUUAACUCCAUUACCUCAGUCAGUCUGGCUUCCCUAUACUUGUAUUGAUCAGCUUUUGGCUGCUCUCAAGGACGGACAAGCAGAUCAGAUCUACAGAAAGAUGAGUGAGCAGUUGCAGUCAAAGAUGACCCGUUACCAACUGCAUGUGGAUUCCCUAGCAGAGAACUUGGACACCCUGAUGACAUAAUUAAUGUUAAUUUCAAAGAUGAACACAUGACACAAAAAAUAUUUUU